Rubroshorea leprosula is the source of this 1983-nucleotide messenger RNA. The record is from the annotation of a GenBank genome assembly. Lineage: Eukaryota; Viridiplantae; Streptophyta; Magnoliopsida; Malvales; Dipterocarpaceae.
AAAAGAAAGCUUAUUUUUUUGAAGCCCAAAGGGAUAAAAAGGGUCAUCACCCGCAAAGGCGUGGCAGAAAAUAACCUUACCCAACUGAAAGACAAGUCUCCUUGAUACCCCUUUUGGCUUUCUCAAUCUCACAUCUCCUACCAUACCACACCACUCACAAAGUCCCAUGUAAACAUAUCAUCAUCAUCUGAAACAAGAGAGAGGAGGGGAUAGAUGAAAGAAGAAGAUCAAGGAGAGUGUUCUAAAUCUUUCCAGAACAUGCAGGGAUACCAAGAACAGUUUUUUCUUCAUCAACAACACCAACAGAUGCAGCAGCAACACCAAAACAGUGAUUUAUUUAGGGAAGGAUUGAUUUUCCCUGAAGUCUCACCAAUCUUACCGUGGUCCCUCCCUCCGGUUCACAACUUCAAUCCUCACCACUUUGCCGGAAAUCAGGUCCAUGAUCAUGAUCCUUUUCUUGUCCCUCCCCAGCCGCCGCCACCAUAUGGCGGUUUCAUCAACAGGAGAGCUCCCGGCCUACACUUUGAUUACGAGGGUCCAUCAACGGAUCAUCUGAGGAUACUCUCGGAGACUCUCGGACCGGUGGUUCAACCCGGUUCAGCUCCGUUCGGCCUCCAAGCUGAGUUAGGUAAGAUGACUCCUCAAGAAAUCAUGGAUGCAAAAGCACUCGCUGCUUCAAAAAGCCACAGUGAAGCUGAGAGGAGGAGAAGAGAGAGAAUCAACAACCAUCUCGCGAAGCUACGCAGCUUGCUUCCCAGCACUACCAAAACGGACAAGGCUUCACUACUAGCAGAAGUGAUUCAACAUGUCAAGGAGCUGAAACGCCAGACUUCUUUGAUAGCGGAAACAAGUCCAGUCCCUACAGAGAUGGACGAGCUCACUGUCGAUGAGGCGGAUGAGGAUGGUAGGUUUGUGAUCAAAGCAUCACUAUGCUGUGAAGACAGGUCUGAUCUCCUUCCUGAGCUGAUCAAAACCCUGAAAGCCUUGCGUCUCAAAACCUUGAAAGCUGAGAUCACGUCGCUUGGUGGCCGUGUAAAGAACGUUCUUUUUAUCACUGGAGAAGAUCAUUCAGGUAACAGCAGUGAGCAACAACAGUAUUCCUUAAGUUCAGUACAAGAAGCAUUGAAAACAGUGAUGGACAAGACUUCCGGUGAAGAGUCUUCUUCAGGAAAUGUUAAAAGACACAGAACCGACAACAUCAGUAUUCUUGAACACAGGUCUCUUUAAUUAAUUCUAAAUUUUAAUAUGUUUUUUUUCUGGGCCUCUUUUUUUUUUUUUUUUUUUUUUUUUUUUUUUUAAUUUUGGGUGUGAGUGGUUUGUGUAUCUGGGACCGUAUAGGUAAUGAUAUAUGGUGUGUUUUUAUGUAAUUAUGUGAUCCCAAGUUAAGAAUAGGAGAUUGAGAAGGAUCAAAUUAAGAAUAGGAGAUUGGGAGGGGGAAGAGAGAGAGCAUGCGGGGUUUUGGUUUAUUAGCAGUGGAAGGAAAAAAGAGUGAAAGGAUCUUUUUCGUGGGAAGAGAAACCUUAGAAAGGAUCCUAACAUUAGGAAAUGUGUGGAAAUCGAUUGCACUCUGUGUUUGGACAAAACCGUGAACUCUGGUCUCUUUUGUUUGUUUUCUAGUGCACCUGUGUUCUGUUCGGUCGCUGUAAUUUAUGAAGAUGAUGAGAAUGGUGACAAUUUUCUUGUCAUGUCUGCACUCUCCCCGCCAUGAUGAGAAUAAGAAUGAGAAUGAGACCAACUUCUGUGCGGUGUGUAGUACUCUUCUCCACCGUACAAUGUUAUUUGAGGCUUCCAGUAUGGGGUUUUAACAUGUGGAAGACAAAAAAGAAAAAGAGAUAAAAGGUCAAAAACCCAAAUGAGGGUGGCAUGUUCCUUUUGCAAUUUAGUUGCAAGAAUAUGUAGUGAUGGUGUGUGUUUUAUGGAAUAUUGUACAAGUGCUGAUCAUUUUGUAUUUGACUUGCUUCUUAAUUAAUUCAUCUUUUUUAU